AUGAUCGAAUUGCGUGGUACUGCACUACAGAAUCUGCAGGAACAGUUAAAGCAAUGUCGUUAUGUAAUUAUAGACGAAAUGUCAAUGAUUGGUCGACGUCAGCUAAGCAUAAUACAUCAGAGGUUGUGCCAGGCACGUCCUGACCAUGCUACUGAGCCUUUCGGUGGUAUGUCCUUGGUACUGGUCGGAGACUUUGGACAGUUGCCUCCGGUGGGAGACACUCCACUCUAUGUCGCAGAUUCGAAGGGUAUUUUGUCGAAUUUAGGUAGAGCCAUGUACACAGAAUUUACGGAGUCGGUAGUGCUGACCGAAGUUAUGAGGCAGUCCGGCAGUGAUGAUGCUCAAAUCAGAUUCAGACAGGCCCUUCUGCGACUAAGAAAUGCUGCCGUCACUGAAAAUGACUGGCAACUUUUUAUGACCCGUACCAUUGAGUCGGCACGGGUACAUAGAGAGAAUUUGACGCUGUUUGAUGAAGCAAUUCGAUUAUUCUCAACAGUGGAAGAGGUGGCCGAAUACAACGUCGCUUACCUACGUCGGCUAGGCAGGCCUAUUGCCUACAUCAAGGCUAUACACAAUUGUGCUGAGGCCAAAAAGGCCAGUGAAGAUGACGCUGGGGGUCUUCAUGCGAGUGUAGUCUUAUGCGAAGGUGCCCGUGUUAUGUUGUCCUCCAAUCUGUGGACAGAGCAAGGGUUAGUAAAUGGGAGCAUGGGAACGAUUGUGGCUAUACCGUAUCGUUCUGGUGGACCUCCUGACCUUCCGAUUGCUGUUGUGGUGCAUUUUGACAAAUACAAUGGUCCCACAUGGGAAGGCGAAAGAUGCGUUCCCAUUGCACCCAUCAGUCGAUCGUGGAGAACAGGAAAUAGGGAGAUGUCACGCCAACAGCUUCCACUUAAACUGGCAUGGGCAAUCACAGUACACAAAUCGCAAGGUCUUACUUUAGAUCGACCUGUGAUAGACCUGGGUAAAAAGAAAUUUGCCGUGGGACUUUCUUUUGUCGCUUUGUCACGUGUAAAACGUUUACAAGACUGUCUUUUACAGCCGUUUGCUUUCGAGCGGCUGAAGAGUCUUGCAAAAAAAUAA
This is a messenger RNA of Corticium candelabrum, 1080 nucleotides long. Its product is annotated as ATP-dependent DNA helicase PIF1-like. Lineage: Eukaryota; Metazoa; Porifera; Homoscleromorpha; Homosclerophorida; Plakinidae. Gene Ontology annotation, molecular function: DNA helicase activity. Gene Ontology annotation, biological process: DNA repair; telomere maintenance. Bases 1 to 1080 code for a protein of 359 amino acids. The record is from RefSeq and is a predicted model, not a curated record. The transcript has a single exon.